GUUCUCUGUUUCGGACUCCUAGACGUGCCAUCAACGUACAUGAGAAGGAUCCGAAGGACGGCCGUUCCGCUGUUCCUCCCGUAACAUCUUUUUGGCUACCACGUGCUGCUUGGCCACGUCUGGCUGCUCUGUUGGUUUCUGUGUUUUGUGACGAGUCACGAAGUAAUUGUUCUCACCGUUGUUCUACAUCUAGCGCAGCCAGGUUUUCAGCGACAGGAGCGUCGUUUCCUCGCGUCGGGGUAAGAGGAG
Messenger RNA from Amoebophrya sp. A25, 249 nucleotides. NCBI's taxonomy places the organism in Eukaryota, Dinophyceae, Syndiniales, Amoebophryaceae. The record is from the annotation of a GenBank genome assembly.